GUGCUGGCAGCUGAUUGGUUGCUGCUGAGUUUCAUUUUCCUUUCUUUCAAACACAGACGCCCCAGAUCUCAGCAGAACCGUCUGUCUCCAAACUGUGGCUGCUGGGUCUAUCAAACUGCAUGUAAGCUCCAUCCAACUCUUAGAAACAGGUACAGAACCAUGGCAGUAACAACCAGAUUGUCAUGGAAUGAGGAGAGAAGCCUACAAAAGCUGCUUGGAAACGUUUCCUUGAGACUUCUUUCUAAGUCUAGUGUCCACGAACAUUUGUUUAAUAAUUGCCAGCUUCAGGGAUCUACUAUAACAGUAGUUUACUUUUCUAAUAUUAUUAUUGGGGUCUUUAUACCUGGGCAUUAUCCUAUAGCCACAGAGUUGAGCGAGCCAAUAUCCUCCUUCUGUUUUUCAUUUCAAAGACAUAAAGCUACAGAAAUGACAACUGUAGUUCUAGAGGCAGAAGUGAAAAUUAUUUCUGGGGAACUGAUAUUUUGUUCCUUUGAUCAAAAGAUGCUCAGUAUAGAUCCAAGCAAAGCCAAACUUUCUAUGCAUCGUUCACUAAGCUCCAAAUUAAAAAUGUUCUACUCUGGCAACACAUUUUGUGAAUGUGAAGUUUUUCGAGUCGAAGGAAUUAAGGAUGACACCACCUAUGUGAGCAAGGUGACAAGAGCUGCGAAGCACAUGAAUCAACUUCUGGAGGAACUCAGAGCCUUCAAGCCCAAUGUAGACUUGAUUUCAGAAAUUCGUAUUCUCUUGCUGGGGCCAGUUGGAUCUGGAAAGUCCAGUUUUAUUAAUUCAGUGAGGUCUGCUUUCCAAGGCCGUCUGACUCGCCAAGCCAUAGUGGGGUCUGAUGACACCAGCAUUACUGAACAGUACAGAACAUAUUCUGUUAAAGAUGGGAACGAUGGCAAAUCUCUGGCAUUUAGGUUGUGUGACUCCAUGGGGCUACAUGAGAAAGAGGGAGUAGGAUUGUGUAUGGAUGACAUACCCCACAUCUUAAAAGGCUGUGUGCCAGACAGAUACGAGUUUAGCCCUCAUAAACCAAUUACACCCUAUGAUCCUGCCUUCAUCACCUCUCCAUCAUUGAAGGACAGGAUUCACUGUGUGGCUUAUGUCUUAGAUAUCAAGUCUAUCAGCAAUCUCUCCUCUAAGAUGGUGGCAAAGUUCAAACAAAUUCAAAAAGAGGUCUUAAAGUGUGGUAUAGCAUGUGUGGUGUUGCUUACUAAAAUGGGUAAUUGCAGUAAAACUCUUCAAGAAAACUUUUCAAACAUGGAUAAAUCUAUGACUUCCCAAAGCCAGAUAAUACAAGUCAGCAAACUGCUAGAUAUUCCUACUUAUAAUAUCUUUAUGGUUGAAAAUUACACAUCAGAGUUGGAGCUGGACCCUUUUAAGGACACUCUGAUCCUCUUUGUGCUGAGGCAGAUGUUACGCCUAGUGAAUGACAUGUUAGAGGAUAUGCCUCUUGAGGAAACAGAGGGGAAGACUGGAAAAGAAUGAAAUUCCGGAGACAAGAAAUGGACAUAAAGGAGGGAGAAUGUUUCACUUAUCUCUGGAUGAAGAUAUGAAUUGAAGCGAAUUAAAAAAGCAAAUAUUUCUUAAGGACUUACAUGUUAUUUCUGUGAAAAAAAUAAAAUUUCUUCCUUUAGUGCACUCAUGCCCCAUUU
Hyaena hyaena (striped hyena) is the source of this 1655-nucleotide messenger RNA. RefSeq names its product interferon induced protein 44 like (gene IFI44L). The transcript is spliced from 9 exons. The coding region runs from base 160 to 1488 and encodes 442 amino acids. NCBI's taxonomy places the organism in Eukaryota, Metazoa, Chordata, Mammalia, Carnivora, Hyaenidae. The record is from RefSeq and is a predicted model, not a curated record.